Anguilla anguilla (European eel) is the source of this 1868-nucleotide messenger RNA. RefSeq names its product olfactory receptor 186-like. Lineage: Eukaryota; Metazoa; Chordata; Actinopteri; Anguilliformes; Anguillidae. The record is from RefSeq and is a predicted model, not a curated record. Gene Ontology annotation, cellular component: membrane. The transcript has 2 exons. Gene Ontology annotation, molecular function: olfactory receptor activity; G protein-coupled receptor activity. Gene Ontology annotation, biological process: G protein-coupled receptor signaling pathway. Bases 295 to 1239 code for a protein of 314 amino acids.
AAGUACCCCCAAAGUAGCUGCCUUCCAUUGUCAGAUAUUAACAAAGAGUCUUACAUUUUUAUCUGUAGGGAGGUGUUACAACUGAGAAUCCCACAUGGCUGGCAGUCUGCAAAGCAGUAAGCCAUUAAAUUGCUUCUUUUUUUAUCCACUGUCCAAUAGAACCGGGCCUUAUUUACCAGUGUUUUCCCCAAUGCAAGAGAUCUUGGCUAUAAAAGUGCAUCCACACUGAUUUGAUCUUCAUUUGAAGGCCGCACCACCAUGUGAAUGCUUUGAACUCCAAAAGAGCCACCAAACAUGUCCUCAGGAAAUGUCACAGUCAUGGCAAUAACAGAAUUUGUCAUCAGUGGAUUUGACACGGUUAGCAACCCUGUGACCAUUGGGAUAGUGAUGAUGGUCAUUUACGCCCUGGUCAUGGUCGCCAACAUGGCCAACAUCUGCUUCAUCGCGCUGGACAAGCGUCUGCACAAGCCGAUGUACCUGCUGGUCUGCAACCUGGCCAUCGUGGACAUGCUGUACAGCAGCAGCUGCGGCCCCACCAUGAUCGGGGUGCUGAUCGCGGGCGUGAAAACCAUCGCCUACAUCCCCUGCUUCGUUCAGAUGUUCGCCUUCCACCUGGGCGCGGUCAUGGAGAUGUUCGCCAUCGCCGGGAUGGCUUUCGACCGCCUGGUCGCCGUAUCCAGCCCCCUGCGGUACCACAGUAUUCUGACGAACGUGCGCACGCUCCUGCUGAUGUUCUCCCUCUGGGUGGUGGCCUGCGCCUUCGUGGCCAUCUUGCCCGGGACCGUGAUACCGCUCCCGUACUGCAAGACGACGUUGCCGUACGCCUUCUGUGACUACGCGGCCCUAGUCAGGGCCACCUGCGUCGACCCAAAUUACUACUUCUUCCUGGUCACGGUCAUAAUGUUCCUUGUGCAGUUUUCCACGUUCAGCUUCAUUUUCUUGUCUUACCUGAAGAUUGUGUUCGCCAUCUUUAAAAUGUCCUCCAAGACCGACAGGAAAAAGAUGUACAGCACGUGCUUCAGUCACUUGAUCGUGGUCGUGUGCUAUUAUGUUCCGAUGUUCGUACUCAUAGUUCUGACCAGGCUGGGAGUGCAACUGACAAAAGAGGAACGACACGGGUUACUGAUAGGGGCCAUUCUAGGCCCCUCUCUUAUCAAUCCCAUUGUGUAUUGUUUUCGAACCAAGGAAAUUAAAAACAAAAUCUUAAAAAUAUUUACAAAAGUUGAACCCAUUGAUUAAACAGCAGGGCAGACAUUUGGCUUUACUGUGUGUCUUUAUUAUUUACAUACACAUCAAGUAAAAGCAUGACUAUGACUUUGGCCUGUCUGGUCAUUUAUUAGGCCCCUGUGCUUUCUGUAAACUCUCACUAAUGAUGUCGCUGUUUUUCUUUUUGCACCUUGGUUUUUUGAGUUUACAUGUGUAUUCGUUUUUAUUUGUAGAGAAAGCCACACCUUCAUUGUGCUGAAAAUAAAAAAGGAUCAACACUUAUUUUCUUAACUGUAAUCAGUAACCACAACUGGAACGGUAACUGCUGAAAUAGACCCAUUACUGUCUAUAUGAGAAUACUCCAGAGAGCAGUGGUGUGAUUUCAAUACAGUCUCACAGGAAAGCAAAUAAAAUCAUGAGUGCGGUCAGCUAAGACUGUCAACACAAUAUCUCCAAAUAUAGAAUGUUUAUAUGCAAACUCCCCCCUCCCCUCUCCCUCAUGCCCCACCAUAAUUUUUACAAAACAGUGACAUUCCUUGUGUGGAUAUCCAGAAAAUGUGUCCAGAAGUCCUGCUUUUAAAAAGUGUAUGAAUACAGUAUUUGAAUCUCUCUAAAAUAGACACAGAUUUUGCGUGUGUGAAGCAACAAAACUGACUGAAUAA